Messenger RNA from Corythoichthys intestinalis (scribbled pipefish), 1087 nucleotides. It is a transcript of the gene arl1, whose product is annotated as ADP-ribosylation factor-like 1. Gene Ontology annotation, molecular function: GTP binding; GTPase activity. The transcript is spliced from 6 exons. Bases 109 to 654 code for a protein of 181 amino acids. Gene Ontology annotation, cellular component: Golgi apparatus; cytoplasm. NCBI's taxonomy places the organism in Eukaryota, Metazoa, Chordata, Actinopteri, Syngnathiformes, Syngnathidae. Gene Ontology annotation, biological process: intracellular protein transport; vesicle-mediated transport. The record is from RefSeq and is a predicted model, not a curated record.
AAUCGUGUCAGGAAGCCAACGAGGGGGCGGCUGACGUCAUCCAGCGACACGUCAUCUCACGGAAGCUUUCAGACAACCUGCGAGGCGUCCAGCUUCAUUUAAUCAAAAAUGGGUGGCUUCUUCUCCAGCCUCUUCUCAGGCCUGUUUGGAACCAGGGAGAUGAGGAUUUUGAUCCUGGGUUUGGAUGGUGCUGGAAAAACGACUAUUUUGUACCGUCUGCAGGUUGGGGAAGUGGUCACCACAAUUCCAACAAUUGGCUUUAAUGUGGAAACGGUCACAUACAAGAACUUGAAAUUCCAAGUGUGGGAUCUAGGAGGCCAAACAAGUAUCCGACCUUACUGGCGGUGCUACUACUCCAACACUGACGCAGUCAUCUACGUGGUCGACAGCAGCGACCGCGACCGGAUGGGUAUCUCCAAGUCUGAGCUCGUGGCCAUGUUGGAGGAGGAGGAGCUGAAGAAAGCCAUCCUGGUGGUGUUUGCAAACAAGCAAGACAUGGACCAAGCAAUGACGCCAGCCGAGGUGGCCAACGCUCUGGGCCUACCUGCUCUCAAAGACAGGAAGUGGCAGAUCUUCAAGACUUCGGCGACCAAAGGGACUGGCUUGGAUGAAGCAAUGGAGUGGCUGGUGGAUUCACUCAAGAGUCGACAGUAAAAUAACAAGAAAAACACUCAACUCUUUGUAAAUACGAAGCCUUGUGACUGACCUCGCUUCCCGUCUAUUCCGGCCAAACCUGGGACUGAAAAGCCGAGGCCUCGUUUCUCCUCUGAUGGACAAGGUUACUACUUUAAAAUAAAACAAAGUAACCUCGAAUGACAUUCAACCUGGGUGCCUUUGGUUGGCUUAAUCACUCCUCCCGCCCAGAAAGUUGCAAGAAACUCAGUCCCACAGCCAAUUGUUGAGGCCACCAAGUGUUAAUGCAGUCUCUUUUUGUACUUCAUUAAAAUGAAUCCUCCCUGCACUAAUCAUUUGUAUUGCAUAUGGUAAUUUUCUCUUUCAUUCAUGGAACGCUCUUGCUAUAAAUUGUAUGGUUGCAUAUUUAUAUCUGCUUGUACAGUGAAUCAGUAAAGAAUUUUGGUGAUUGUAA